Molecule: messenger RNA, 2447 nt
Organism: Lemur catta (Ring-tailed lemur)
Lineage: Eukaryota; Metazoa; Chordata; Mammalia; Primates; Lemuridae
Gene: TANGO2
Product: transport and golgi organization 2 homolog
Exons: 6
Coding region: 36-803 (255 amino acids)
Biological process (GO): Golgi organization; protein secretion
Cellular component (GO): Golgi apparatus
Source: RefSeq, a predicted model, not a curated record
GUGGCCCUGUGAGAGCAAAGCCCCCCUUGGCAACCAUGUGCAUCAUCUUCUUUAAGUUUGAUCCUCGCCCUGUUUCCAAAAAUGCAUACAGGCUCAUCCUGGCCGCCAACAGGGACGAGUUCUACAACAGACCCUCCAAGCUGGCUGACUUCUGGGGGAGCAACAACGAGAUCCUCAGCGGGCUCGACAUGGAGGAGGGCAAGGAAGGAGGCACGUGGCUGGGCAUCACCAAGCGUGGGAAGCUGGCGGCGCUCACCAACUACCUGCAGCCCCGGCUGGACCACGAGGCCCGGGGGCGAGGUGAACUGGUGACCCACUUUCUGACCACUGAGGUGGACAGCUUGUCCUACCUGAAGAAGGUCUCUGUGGAGGGCCACCUGUACAACGGCUUCAACCUCCUAGCGGCUGACCUGAGCACAGAAAGGGGAGAUGUCGUUUGCUACUAUGGAAACCGGGGGGAGCCCGAGCCUGUCGUCCUGACGCCAGCUUUAUUGAGACACGACUCAGCCGUAGCACGGCUCACCGUGUACAAAGCGCCAUUCAGCAGGUCUCCGUCCAUCCACAAAGCCGUGCGGCCGUCACCUCCACCCCGUUCCAGGACGGUCGCAGUCCCUGCCUCGCCCCUUCCCCGGCCCCCAGCCACCUCCCACCUGCUUUCUGGCUCUAAGAGCUGCCUGGUCAGGGCAUUCCACGCGGACGGGACUGUGCGGUGCGUGGUGUGGGGACGACUUGUUCCCUUAGUGUUCUCAGGGUCUGUCAGGCUGUGGCCUCAGUCAGCGCUGUGUCUCUUGACGGCUGAGUGAUCCUGCGCGGGUGGACACCGUCGUGUUUCUCUGGCCGUCCCGUGACGGACACUUGAGUUGCUGCUCCCCUUUGGCUACCGUGAACAGCGCUGCUACGAACGUGUUCGUGCGGACACGCGUGUUCCUGGCUCUUGUGUCCGUUCUCAGUUGAGGGACGUAGGAUGUGUUUCUGCCUUUUGACUGUUGUGGAUGCCGCUGCCGCAAACCCACGGGAACAAGUGUCUGUGUGGUCGUGUGCCUGAGAGUGGGGCUGCUGGGCCCCAGGGCAGCUCUGUGGAACUUUUCGAGGAACUUCCAGACUGUUCCCAAAGCAGCUGCACCGUUUCGUGCUCCCAGCAGUACGUGGGGGUCGCGGCUGUGGUCUGUGUGGUCGCAGCUGUCCCAGUGGGGGUGCGGCGGUGCCUCCCUGUGGUUUUGCCGUGCGCUUCCCGACGCCGAGCGGCGUUGAGCGUCUUUUCACGUGCUUGCCGGCCAUGCGUGUGUUCAGAUUGGUUGACUUUUUGAGUUGCAGGAGUUCUUUGUACAUUCUAGCUGCACGUCUCUUAUUCGAUAUAUGAUUUGCAAAAAUUGCCUUCCACUCUGCGCUUUCUUUUUACUUUCCUUUUGGCAUAUUUUGAAGCACAAAGCUUUAAAUUUUGACGAAGUCCCUUUUUUCUGUUUUUUUCUUUGGUUUCUGAUCUAAGAGGCCAUUGCCUCAUCCAAGGUCACGAAGCUUCUCCCUUGUUUUCUCCUGAGUUUCACAGUUUUAGCUUUCAUUUAGGUCUCUGGUCCAAUUUGAGUUAACUUCUGUGUAUGGUGUGAGGUAACUCCAUUCCUUGGGCACGGUGGCCCAGUUGGAUGGCCUUCCGGUCACUCCUGAUGGAAAAGACACCGGGACACCUGGGCGGGUGGCAUGGCGGAGGGGACCCCAGCAGGGCCAGGGCCCUUUCCCUGGGAAGCACCUGGAGCAAUGUCAGACUUGGCCGAGAUCCUGACCUGGGAGUUUGGCAGGGCAGAGGGUGGCGUCCUGGCACCCCUGACGCACCGCCAGGGCACAGCCCUGAGCAGGCCUUCCCCACCGCGGUUCUGAGGCACCUCUCUGCCUCACGUCUGUGCCCCUCACUUUUGUGACAUGAGAAACCUUUUCCUUUUGGUCCUACCUCUGCCACCACUCUGGGAACUGGUUCUGAGAAACCCCAGCUCAGAGUCCUUGCGCCAAGACCCCCGGGUCCCCCAGCCAGGGUCCGGCUGGCGUGCAGAGGUGGGCCCUGCUCGGCUGAGACCCUGCCCACACCCUUUGGGCAGGGCUGUCCCCAGGGUUGGGGUUCCCUGAUGCCGAUGUGAGUCGGGACUGACCUGGGUGGGCGCCCCCCACCCUCGCUCAGAGACAGGUGAGGUGGGAGCCGCCUCCCUUUCCAUCCUUCCCCGUGCCCCCUCUGGGCUGUAAGUUGUUUAUUCCACUCAAGCUGCCUAGCGUCUGUGCGCCAGGGCCUCCCAUGGGGCCCUGCCCCGCGUUGAGUGCUCUACCCCUCGCCACACACAUGGGUCUGGCAUGGGUGUAGGGAAGGUGCCGGAGCACGGGACGGCUUGGCCUCGGGCUGGUCUGGCUGUGCCACCCCGGCCGUAGUCCUGGCGCCUUACGCUGCGCUGGGCGGGUGGGUUCAC